This is a messenger RNA of Aureobasidium subglaciale EXF-2481, 1314 nucleotides long. RefSeq lists its product as uncharacterized. The transcript is spliced from 3 exons. Gene Ontology annotation, molecular function: flavin adenine dinucleotide binding; sarcosine oxidase activity; saccharopine oxidase activity. NCBI's taxonomy places the organism in Eukaryota, Fungi, Ascomycota, Dothideomycetes, Dothideales, Saccotheciaceae. The record is from RefSeq and is a predicted model, not a curated record. Bases 1 to 1314 code for a protein of 437 amino acids.
AUGGCAUCCGACAAGUCAUACAUCAUCGUCGGCGCUGGCGUUUUCGGCGUUUCGACCGCGUUCCACCUCAUCAAGAAGUACCCCAACGCAGACAUCACUAUAGUCGACCGUGAUGCUUUCGACCAAGAUACCCGUGUGGCCGCCUCAUGGGAUUGGAACAAGGUAGUCCGCGCCGACUACGACGACAUCGUAUACUGCAAGAUGGCUCUCGAGUCACAAGACAUGUUCCAGAAUGAUCUCCUGUGGAAGCCGUACUUCUACCAGACAGGCAUCUACUGGAUGUGCCGCAGCGACUACGCCCAGGAAGUCAUCGACAACUACAAGAAGCUAGGCAGAUCUGCCGACCUCGCAGCCGUGCCGAUCGACGAGGCUCGCAAGAUGUACGGUGGUCUCUUUGAGGACGCCGACUACACUGGAGUCAAGGAGGUCCUCAUCAACAAGACCAGUGGCUGGGCAACUGCUGGCGAGUGUCUGAUCAACAUCACCCGCGAGGCACUGAGACUUGGUGUCAAGUACAAGCAGGCCGAGGUCGCCUCGCUACUGCUCGACAACGGCCGCUGUGCUGGCAUCAAGACCGGCGCUGGCGAGACUUUGACUGCAAAGCACACGCUUCUCUGUACUGGAGCAUACACACCGAAACUGCUUGAGUACUGCGCUCAAGCAAGCGGCAACAAUGAACUUUGUGCUGGCGAUAGAAUUGUUGCUGGCGGUAUCACCACUGGUAUGACAAGGCUUGACGAGGAGUCUUACCGCAGAUUUGCUUCCAUGCCUGUCGGUGUGCAAGGCUACACUGCUGAAGCAGGACCUUUCAUCGGCAGUCUGCCACCAACCAGGGAUAGAGAACUCAAGUGGUGGGGUCAGAAGAUUUUCAAGAACGACACAGAAGUCUUGCCUGGACGCAUCGUUUCUGCACCACCGGCCAAGCGGGACUAUGGCCAGUGGGACGUCUCAAGUAAGCUGAAGGAGGACAUCGAUUACGCCAACCACGUAUUCUACGGAAAGAACUCUGCACACUGGAACAUGGAGAAACAUCGUAUUUGCUGGGAUGCUUUUACAUCCAGCUCAGACUUUAUCAUCUCACCACACACCGCCGCCAAGGGUCUCUACGUCGCAACAUGUGGCAACUUCCACGGCUGGAAGUUCUUCCCAGUGCUAGGCAAGUACAUUAUCUCCAUGUUGGAGGGCACAUUGGAGCCUGAACUGUGUGAGAAGUGGGGCUGGGACAGAGAACGUCCUGAUCCCAAGUUCUUUGCCGACUUCCCAAGACAUGACAUGAAGGAUUUGUUGGAUCCUGUCAGAACCGCCAAGCUAUAA